Molecule: messenger RNA, 2409 nt
Organism: Schistosoma turkestanicum
Lineage: Eukaryota; Metazoa; Platyhelminthes; Trematoda; Strigeidida; Schistosomatidae
Source: the annotation of a GenBank genome assembly
UUUUAUCAUCAAGGUUAAUGCAAAAUUUGGUCAACGUUGGGUUCUAAUUUGCGAUGGAAGAAAGAAUGGCACUAAUAACUAAAUCAUGCUCUAUAAUAAAUCCCUCUGAAAAUUUUACUAGUCGAUGUCAUGGGACUUUUGUGUUUAGGACUUGUUAACUAGGUUUUGUUUCAUUACGCUAAAUGCAUAGACCUCUAAUUUUCCGCCUUAGACCUUGAGUCGUACGUCUGGUCCUGGGUGAGUCAUCUGUUUUGUCACUGGGUCAUUAUGUAAUAAAAAUGGAUAAAAGUCAGAUUUCGGAUGAACCUUCUAAUACGGAAUCCAGUUCUAGUAAACCUACUACUGCUCCUCGCCCAACAACACUAAAUAUACUGCUGGACAAUACAAUAAAGAGUCCAGCAUUGUCAUCUUUCCUUACUCCUUCUUUAGAAGAACUGCAACCGAUUUUACGUUCAGAGGUAGAAAAAAUUCUUCAACAUCUGAAAGCGUCUCCACAAACACCUGGGAGCUUUCUGAAUCCUAAGCAUGUUACUGAAGAACAAGAGAGAUUUGCUAAUGUUUUUACUCAAAGGCUGAAUGAAUUACGGGAUGCAUCAAGUUUGGCUUCUUUAACUGCAGCUCUCAGUCCUGUCAAUUCUACCGUAAGUAACAAUGGUUUGUACAAUAUCAAUUUGGCUGAUAUUAAUUCUCCGAAUCUCCCAAACUUUGCUGAACUAUAUCGCCAAGCAAGUCAAAGUGGAAUCAACACAACUCCGACAUCUAUACUUUUCUACUCACCAGCCUGCUUCGAUCCACAGUCUUUAUCAAGUGUUCAGGCUGUUACUCCAGGUCUUGUUACCUUUCAGCCUCAGCAAACUGAUCCGGUUAACCCAACCUCUGAACAGAGUAUCACGCUGACGAAUUUACAAAACUCACUCUCUAUUUCUCUCCCCAAUACUGCCCAACCAGCCACGGAUAGUGAGGUUACAACUGUUCAACUACCUAAUGGGUUGCGUCUUGGUAUAACAACCAAUGGAGCUUCACAGGCGUCGGUUCUUCAGAUGCUAGGUAUUGAACCCCAACCUGAGCUUGUCCAUCAGGUCCAAAUUCAGAAUCAAUCUUUAGAUCCAUCUCUUUGGCCUUUAAAUAUCCAGACGAAUUUGCCCUCCAGCGACACUUCGGAUUGUCGUCGAACAGCUUCUGCAAGCUCACCACAAGACCCUGAUGAUACUCGUCCUUCUUCGGUGGACAUCAACUUAGAGCAAACUGACCCAGUGUCAAACAUCAGGUCAUCUUCUGUUUCCUCUGUUUCUUCUUCGUCUCAAGGAAAUAGUUCUAGAAACGCCACAGGUUCUAAUCUGAAGGACACACGCUUGGAUCCCACUGAGCAGUCUCGCAUGCGGUUAGAGCGCAAGAGAGCAAGAAACCGUGAUGCAGCUCGGAAAUGUAGAGAAAGAAAAAUCCGUCUCAUCAAGAGUUUGGAGAAAGACGUCAUACAUCUCUCUGAAGAAAACAGAGCCUUGCGUAAUCGAUUAUCUCGUAGUAGAAUUGAGGUAGAACGUCUAAAAAUGUUUGUUGUCAAUCAUCUUGACAAAGAUUGUCCUGCUCUAUCUAGUAAAGUAGCUUAAGUAAAUCCUUAUUAGUACCUAGUUUAAUUCUAUUUUAACAAUCCCUCAUGCUUUCUUAUUUUUCAUAUGAAGCGCCAAUGGAUAAUGUUAUUUAAUUUCCUAUAGUGUUUCCAAGUAUUAUUGGUCUAAUUUAUUUUGCUUCUUGCCAUCCUGACUUCAUCAAUUAGUGUCUCUCCAUGCGGUUUUGUUCUGUAUACCCAUUUAUUUAAUAAUAUUCUCACUUUGGUUCCAUUGUACAGAUUCAUCUACCUCAUCGCUUUUGGCAUCUAGAAGCCAUCCUAUUAUGUCAGAUUUUCGUUUAAUAUUUACUAACCUGUUGUUCAAAGAUUAUCAUGUGCGCUAUUCCAAAAAAUCUAAUUUGAAUCAUUUUGCUUUACUUCUAAUAUUAUUUUUAUAUUUUGUUAUUCAUUAAUAUUAGGGUUAUGUGCAUGCUGGCAUUUGUCGGUUAAAUAUCGCUCUAGCUUGGUUGUGUGUUGCUUACCUUCAACUUCAUCAAAAUUGGUUAAUCCUAUUUGAGACUUCAGAUAUCACAUUGAAUCCUUUGUUAUUUGGCGGUGCACAACGACUUUGUGUAGGCUUUGCUGAGCUCAGACUUCGUAACAUUUGGGACUACGUUAACAAGUGCUGUUAUCAAAUUAACUAAAACGUAACGAAAGGGCUUACAUUUCAACACCUCUGCUAAUAAUACUUUUUGCAGAUUACAUGUUUGUGGCUAAUACAAGUACUUUCUAGACACGAUCACUGCUUCAUGUGCUUUACCUUGAUGAUAUUCACAACUAGCUAGUAACAAACUUGAAUUAGG